AUGGUGUCUCAAAAUGCCGAGUCACUGAAGCCUUUCAAUGAGAAUCUGUCAAAUCUUGGAACGAAUAUUUUCAGUGUUAUGACUUCCUUAUCGUUGCAAAACAAAAGCAUCAACCUGGGUCAGGGAUUUCCUGAUGAAGAGGGCCCCGAUGAGAUGAAGAGACGGGCUGGAGCUGCUGUAUUUGAGCACACAAACCAGUACCCACCGAUGUUUGGGAUUGCUGAGGCGAGACAGGCAGUGGCGCGGCAUUCAGCAGCACACUCUGGGCUAGCUGUAGACUGGCAAACUGAGACACUCAUUACUGUCGGCGCAACAGAAGCUCUGGCAAGCGCUUUCAUGGGGAUAUUGAACAGGGGUGAUGAGGUGAUCAUCUUUGAUCCACAAUAUGAUGCCUACAUUCCCCUGUGCAUUGCAAAUGGGGGAGUGCCUAAGGUGGUAAAGUUAGAUCCGUCAGACUGGAGCGUGCCACAUGACCAGCUUGCAGCAGCCUUUAAUGAUAAAACAAAGCUCAUCCUGAUCAACUCCCCGCACAAUCCCACUGGCAAGGUCUUCUCAGUAGAGGACUUGCAAUUCAUUGCCGACUUGUGCAAACAAUGGGGCGCAUAUGCUGUGCUGGAUGAGGUGUAUGAGCACCUGGUGUUUGAGGGGAGUCAGCAUGUCUCCUUGCGCAGCCUGCCGGGCAUGCAUGAUCGCUGCAUCCGGAUUGGAUCAGCCGGCAAGACCUUCUCCUUGACUGCAUGGAAGGUUGGCUGGGUGACAGGGCCACCAGCUCUGAUCUCUGCCGUUGCCAGCGCUCAUCAAUUUAUAACUUUCACGGUGCCAUCGGCCAUGCAACAUGCGGUGGCUUAUGGACUAGACAAUGAGGCAACCUUUUACAGGGGGUUGGGCGAAUUAUUGCACCAGAAGAGGCUUUUCCUGGAGAAACAGCUGACAGACGUGGGAUUCAGAGUACUUCCAGCGCAAGGCACAUAUUUUCUAGUGGCAGAUUUCCGCGACGAGAAUGAUGUGCAAUUUUGCCAGCGUUUGACCAUUGAAGCUGGCGUCACAGCUAUCCCGGUCAGCGCAUUUUACGCAAGCAAGGAUCCUCCGCGUUCUUUGAUUCGCUUCUGCUUCUGCAAAGAUGAUGAGAAGCUGCGGCAGGCCUGUGCUGCCUUGAAGAAGUAUUUCUCCAAGAAGUCCAAUCAGACCUAG
Molecule: messenger RNA, 1191 nt
Organism: Coccomyxa subellipsoidea C-169
Lineage: Eukaryota; Viridiplantae; Chlorophyta; Trebouxiophyceae; Coccomyxaceae
Product: PLP-dependent transferase
Exons: 9
Coding region: 1-1191 (396 amino acids)
Biological process (GO): biosynthetic process
Cellular component (GO): cytoplasm
Molecular function (GO): pyridoxal phosphate binding; L-kynurenine:2-oxoglutarate transaminase activity
Source: RefSeq, a predicted model, not a curated record